AUGCCUCGAGCCCUCCUGGGGUUGUUCCACUGCUUUUGCUCUCACCCACUCGCUGACAGCACUUGGGGUCCCCUCUGCCCUGUCCCCCCCGGGGAGCGGGCACAGAUUCCCUUGGCAGCCUCCGCGCUGCCCACGGCCGGGCUCUAUUUGCGGAUUCCUGGCUGGGCAGCGCAGGCAGCUGCCGGUGCCCAGCCCCGAGGCUGCCGCCUGCACGGGCGGGUGGCAGCCGCUGGCACCGGGCCCCGGGGCCGCGGGCGGGCGAGAGCAGCCGGUGGCACCGGGGGUGGCUCACGCUGCCCACAUCCCUGCCGGCACCUGCUGCCCGGUAAUGCCGUGGCGGCGGCUGCCAGGCCCGCGUGGGCAGCGGGGGGGUUUGGCUGCCUGCACAUCCCCACUGCCAGCUCCCGGUGCUGCCCGCACAGCCCUGCUCGCUAUGCCAGGUCCCGGCGCUGCCCGCACAGCCCUGCUCGCUAUGCCAGGUCCCAGCGCUGCCCGCACAGCCCUGGUCGCGAUGCCAGGUCCCAGCGCUGCCCGCACAGCCCUGCUCGCGAUGCCAGGUCCCAGCGCUGCCCGCACAGCCCUGCUCGCGAUGCCAGGUCCCAGCGCUGCCCGCACAGCCCUGCUCGCUAUGCCAGGUCCCGGCGCUGCCCGCACAGCCCUGGUCGCGAUGCCAGGUCCCGGCGCUGCCCACACAGCCCUGCUCACGAUGCCAGGUCCCGGCGCUGCCCGCACAGCCCUGGUCGCGAUGCCAGGUCCCAGUGCUGCCCGCACGCUCCUGCCUGCCCCGGUGCUGCCCGCUGCAGCUCCGUGACCGCUCUGCUCAGGGAUCCCGGGGGGGAUGCCCGCUCCUCACAGAGGAGCGAGUGGUGUCGGGCUCUUCCCGGGACCCCCGGGGCCGGGACCUCUGGCUCUGCCAACUCCUGCCGGCUGCACGAUCCCCGGCUCUUCCCGGUGCUACCGGGAGUCCUGACCCAGCUCCUCCCGGUGCCACUGGGACGCCGAUCCCGUGCACCUCCCAGCGCCACGCGGGACGCCCGGCUCGGUCCACCCGGUGCCACCGGAUACCCACAAGGGGCAGUCCCGCACAGCGCGCACAGCCCGGUCCCUUCCACCGGGACCCCCGACUCUCGCCGGUGGCACCGAGGGUUCCUCCCACAGCGUCCCUCGGACACGCGAGCCCCGGUUCCACCGGGACGCGCGGUGCUACUGGGACACCGGACCACAUCCACCCUGCAGGACGCUCACCGCCCUGAGCCCCCGGUGCCACCGGGAUGCCGGACCCAGAUCCCCUUGGUGCCACCUGACACGCGCUCUCCGAAUCCCUCCGGUGCCGCCCGCGACAGCGGCUCCCGUUCCCCCGGUGCCACCGGGACACCCGGUGCGCGCAGCCCACCCCCGCUGCCAGCACGACCCCGUGCCCCCGGUGCCCUCGGUGCCCCCGGUGCGCGCAGCCCGCCCCCGCUGCCAGCACGACCCCGUGCCCCCGGUGCCCCCCGCCCGGUGCCCGCAUCCCGGUGCCGCCCGUACCCGGGUGCCGGCGCGGCGGCGCUCCGGUUCCCGCUGCUGCCACCGCCGCUCCGCGGGCUCCGCCGGGCUCCGGCCCCGCCACUACUUUCUCUUAAGCGCUCGGUGACGCGCGGGGCGGUGCGGGACGUGUUGGCAUCCCCGGAGCCCUCCGCUGUCGGUAUCUCCAGUGCCCCCAUUCCCGGUGUCCCCCUGGUGCCGCUGUGCCCGGUGGUCUCCCGUACCCCCGGUGCCGCUGUGCCCGGUGCCUGUUUGGGUAUCUCCGGCGCUCAGCGGAGCCGGUACCGCCGGUGUCCUCCCGCUCGGUGCCGGGUGCGGGGGGAGUGA
Molecule: messenger RNA, 1851 nt
Organism: Prinia subflava (tawny-flanked prinia)
Lineage: Eukaryota; Metazoa; Chordata; Aves; Passeriformes; Cisticolidae
Exons: 3
Coding region: 1-1851 (616 amino acids)
Source: RefSeq, a predicted model, not a curated record